This is a messenger RNA of Penicillium olsonii, 1443 nucleotides long. The record is from the annotation of a GenBank genome assembly. Lineage: Eukaryota; Fungi; Ascomycota; Eurotiomycetes; Eurotiales; Aspergillaceae.
AUGGAUCCAAAAUCGAUACACGUUGCUGUCAUUGGAGCAGGCAUCAGUGGCGUGGUUACUGCAGGACAUCUUCUUGCUUCUGGAAUUCAGGUGACUGUCUUCGAGAGAAGCAAUGCAGCAGGAGGUGUAUGGCUUUAUGAUAAGCGCACACCGAUUGAAGCACAAUAUCCAUCACCCAGACCAUCUGUGUCGCAAGAGUAUGUCAAAGAUGACAGAGAAGGUCGAGAAAGGACGGUUUUGUUACAUGCGCCUCCCGGGCCAUGCUACGAAAGUCUCACCAAUAACGUGUCUACACCGUUGCUCCAGACAACGCUCAAUGAUUGGCCUGAAGGAACUGAGCGGUUCGUGAGACAUAGCGUGCUCAAAGACUAUAUCCAAGAUACCGCUCAGAAAGCUGGUGUUGAUAAUGUCACUAAGUUUGGAGCUCGGGUCGAUCGAGUGCGCAAAAAUGGGUCGUCAUGGGUUGUCCAUUGGAGCACCCUGGAUAGCUCAGAUCAAGAGGCGUUCGACUCGGUGAUCGUUGCUUCAGGUCACUAUCACACACCUCUUGUCCCAGAUAUUGGAGGACUCGCGGAAGCAAAGUCCCAAUGGCCUGCUCAGAUUUUCCACUCAAAGUCGUUCAGGCGGUCAAAGGGAUUAGAAGGAAAGAAUGUUCUUUUGAUUGGAGGAGGUGUGUCUGCUAUUGACAUAGCCAAGGAGCUUAGUCCCACGGUAAACCAAAUCUUUCAAAGCACCCGGAAUGGUGCUUUUGAUCUCCCCGAAAGUGCACUGCCAGCCAAUGGCCGCCGAAUCGGUGAAAUCAAAGAGUUUAAGGUCUCUGCCUCGGACCUUCCAACUGAGCACUUGCCAUUGACCGCGCACCUCAAGUCUGGGGAAACCGUAGGCGAGGUCGACAUCAUUAUUCUCUGUACAGGAUACCAGCUGGCCUUUCCUUUCCUUGAACAGCUCAAUGACCACAGCUUGUCCGCCACCGAGGCUGACGAGACUGUACUUGUGACAGACGGCACCCAAAUUCACAAUCUGCAUAAGGACAUAUUCUAUAUCCCCGACCCUACAUUGUUAUUUGUCGGCAUACCAUUCUACACUGCAACUUUCUCCUUGUUCGAGUUUCAGGCUAUCGCAGUGGCAAAUUUCCUCUCUGGUGUCGCACGCCUUCCACCCACUGAGAGCAUGAGGAACGAGUAUGUGAAUCGCCUCAAGGAGAAGGGAUAUGGCCGAAGCUUUCAUUCACUCAAGGAGCAGGAGCAGCCGUACGUGCGUGAAUUGUUGGAAUGGGUUAAUUCCGGGAGAGCCGACAACGACCUACCCCCGAUUGAGGGACACACUGAGGCAUGGGUUCAGGAAAGGGUUGCUUUGGGAGAAAGGCUUAAAUUAAUCCUUGCCGGGCAGCUUCCAAGGGCAGAUGUAUUCGAAAGUCCAUUGGCCGUGCAGGUCGCUGUUUGA